This is a messenger RNA of Aspergillus tanneri, 1359 nucleotides long. RefSeq names its product siderophore. The coding region runs from base 1 to 1359 and encodes 452 amino acids. The transcript is spliced from 4 exons. Gene Ontology annotation, biological process: siderophore biosynthetic process. The record is from RefSeq and is a predicted model, not a curated record. Lineage: Eukaryota; Fungi; Ascomycota; Eurotiomycetes; Eurotiales; Aspergillaceae.
AUGACAGUCCUCACCCUGCGGCAGGAGGCGUGGUUCCAAACUACGAAACGCCUACUAGCUGCCCUAGUUAAUGAAGGACUGGUGGAUGCGAAGGUCGAAGGGCCUACUACGGAGGGAGAUCAGUAUCUUCGUUUGUCCGCAAGGGGUGCUCAACGUGACGGCAGCGAAGGAUACCUCAUCGUGAAAGUGAAUCCGGGCGCAACUAUCGAAGAGCGAAACAGAGAGUUACCGCUCAAAACUGUCGAUCCAGAGAAUAUUCCUGGGAUGUUAACACCAGAUAUUACAUUUAUCUCGAUUGCGCUGACCGAAGUGCGUUUCUCCGGUCCCUUCGAGGAGUUGCUGCAACCACUUCUUCGAAGUCUCCAGAUACCAGGAGUGCCAAAGGGGCAAACAGUCGUGCCCUGCCUCACUCAGCAACUGCCCUCAAUUCUUCGCCGCUUUCCCAACGCCAUCAUCUUGGAGACUAUUGCUGACAGUGCAUAUGCUCAGGCUUCGUUAAGAACACUUACUCUUCGGUCAGACAUAGGGUAUCCCUUUCAGCUAAAGCUUUCCUUGGCUUGUCAGAUCACGUCCGCCCUCCGAACAAUCACUCCGUGGUCCGCCAUGGGCGGACCCCGUAUCAGCAAGAUAUUGGUCAAGUUUCUCCCCGCGAACUUGUGGGUCUUCAGAGAGGUAGCAUCAGUAACCGGUAGCCAAGCGGACUUUGAUGAUGCAAAACAUCUAUCGUGUAUCUUACGAGAAGAUCUGGAAGCCAGAGCAGAGAACAACAACGAAGUACUCAUCAUUGCAGCUGCGCUAACACAGCAGCCUCAUGGUGGAUCUCAGUCAUAUGCAGAGAUCAUCUUCGGUCUCAAGUCAGUAUAUCAGAAACAGGAGUGGUUCCGGCUGUAUGUACAAAUGUUAUUGGAACUUUUCCUGCCUCCUCUAGUUAAUCACGGGAUCGGACUGGAAGCACAUGGGCAGAAUGUAGUAGCUCGGGUUUGCCGUGCGACAGGAAAAGUCAAAGGCUUUGCGGUCCGGGACUUUGGAGGGAUCAGGUUGCACACCCCAACGCUGCGGCGCCAAGGAGUCAAAUUUGAUAAAAUGUUGUCUGGAUGGGUUGUACUCACGGAGAGCAUGAACGACGUCUUGGAGAAAGUUCAUCAUUCGCUGCUGCAGAACCACAUUGGGUUUUUGCUAAACUCUCUCUGCCUGGAAAGACACGACGGAUGGAAUAUUGUUCGAGACGUGCUAGAAGUGGUCUUGAGCCCAGUCGAUGGCUCUCCAAGGAACGAUAUUUAUAAAUGGUUUAUGAAUGAUACGAUGUUGCUGAAGUGUUUUCUGCGGAUGAGAAUGCAGCAGAAGUAUCGUGAUCUCUGA